UUUACUCAGCACUUAUAAAUGUGACAUUUUGUGAUAGAAACCUAGCGUUCUAUAGAGUUUUGGAGUUAAGCAUAAAUAUAAUCUGGAGUCAAGUAUAAAAAUAAUCUUCUAAUUUCAUUCCACAGUGGAAUUUACUAUUGCAACACCAGAAGAUGGAAAGUUGGUCAGUUGAUCAAGUCUGCAACUGGUUGAUUCAGAGAAAUUUAGGAGAAUUAGUUCCUAAAUUUCGUGAGGAAGAAGUGAGUGGAGCAGCUCUUUUGGCUCUUAAUGAUCGUAUGGUGCAGCAGCUAGUAAAGAAGACUGGGCAUCAGGCAGUACUAAUGGAUCUGAUUAGCAAAUACCACCAACGAAAUAAUGAUUUAGAAUCCCUUACUUACAGUUGUGACACAGCCCCUCCAACAUCUCCAGAAGCAAUCAGUGGGAUGCCUACCUCAAUCAGUAUAUCAGAAGCACCUGCUUCAAGGAUGGAGCAAGGCCGAGCAGUAAAGACUAUUGUCAGUGGGGCUCCUGUUUCAUUUGCUGCAGAAGCUGGAAGGACGGAUGAUGUGCAAGUGUUCAAUCCCUUUGGUCCUAUGGAUAAGACCCUUUAUUUUUCUCCAGCAGAAAAUAAAGAAGGAUUAAUUGACCGAAGAGUCUUAAAGCAUAAAAAAAAAAUGAAGCCUGUUUUUGCAAGACAUAAGACACUGCAGUGGACAAAUUCAUACAUUUUGCCUGAGUUCCCUUAUGAUGUCAAAUGUAUAUUAGCAGAAAGAAAGUGCCCUGACCACAGCAUGAGAAUAAGGAUUAUUGAAUUUUUACAGGCAGACAUGACAAAAUACCUGGAAGGAUCACUAUAUCCAAACAGUCAGCAGUAUAACAUUGUUGUCAAUGCAUUGCUUCAGGCAUAUCCAUUUCUUGAUGAGGAUGGGAAUGGUUUUUUGCUAUGGAAACGAGCCCUUAAAGAUCGCUUCAAAUAUGUGCGGAGACCAAUUGAAGAUGAUGAACAGGUUCUGAGGAACAAAUGCAAGUUUGGCCACAGGAGAGGACAAACUAGGAAGUCUGCUGCUGCUGAAAGCAGAUGUGAUGAAAUCCAAGUGGUACAGAUAAAGGAGGAGCCUACCUGUUUUGAAGGAAGUGAGAUGAAUGAACACAUUAACUGGUUUAAGCAAGAAUAUGUGAAAACAGAGAGGAACUGGGAAGAAGUUGAUAAUAGGAUGAAUAUGACAUUAGGAAUACGAAGAAAGAUGAUUAAUAAUAAGGCACCUUUGAAAGAAAUUCUGUGCCUGUUUCCUUUUCUAAGGUGUCCUUAUCAGCUUUUUAGGGAGUUCCACCUCCUGACACACAUGGAUAUUUAUAAAAAAACAGUUGAGAUUUUGGAGAUGUAUUCUGAAAACAUAUUGUCUCUGUACUCGGUGAGGAAUAAUCCAAUUAAUGUCAUGCUGCAAGAAAAUCUGAAACAGCACAUGGAGGAAGACAUUCUGAAAUAUAUGAAAAUGACGGCCACUUGUUUACUGCUGCCAGACGCCUUUGGAGAUGACACCAGUCUGUUUGUUGCUGUGAACAAGGAGGUGAAGGUCUCGACACCAGUGUUGAAAGUGAAAAACCCCUUCAAUGUUAAUACGUGUGAGUUUGCUUUGUAUGUAGAAAAAGAGAAACUGGCUCAGCUUGAUGAUUGUACAAUGGCACUGGCUGCUCUGUUGGCUGCGUUCCAUGUGUUUGACAUCCAGUGCCCAGAAAAGAUCCACAACACACUUAACUUUCUGGAGUCGCUGAUCUUUGAGGUGAGAUGUCCACAGUCUUUCCCAGUGAAGGUAAAGAGAGAACUAGAAGAACUUGAAUGUCUGACCGUUUGAUAACAGAUGUGAUACUCGUCUCAGGGGAAUGCCUUUGGAGCACUGUCAAAAGAAAUCUUUGGUUGUGAAGAUAAGUCAGUGUAAUUCUUUCCAGUGGAAGUGUAUGAAUAUUUAUAAUAUUCAGCUGUGUUUUUACAAUACCUGUUUUUUAUUGUAUGGGCUGCUGUCAUUUUUAAAAUUUAAAACCUGAGCAUUUUCAUUAUUUUAAAUGAAAAUUCGAGAGAUUUUUUGUGUUAGAAAAAUAGUUUUAUAGUUCACUGUAACUGUGCAUUGUGUUUCUGAUAGAGCUUUUUUACUCCAUUUGGAUCAAGUUUUGAUUAAGUCAAAGGUAAGAAACUCAAUUGUGAACUAAUUUACUUUUAAUACUUUACUGCCUCAGUUGUUUAUAUUCCUUGCAUUUGGAUUCAUGGUUUGAUGUGGGUGUUUUUCCUUGAAGUGAUACAAGUUAAAGAUUUGCAAUUAAGAGGUAAUGUGGUUUCACUGUAAUACAGUCAUUGAAAGUAUUAUAAAUAAGUAUUUUUCCAUUUAAAAAGUGCUGCGUCUGAGGUUUAAUUUGCAGACACUGGAUCUGUGGA
Molecule: messenger RNA, 2407 nt
Organism: Gavialis gangeticus (Gharial)
Lineage: Eukaryota; Metazoa; Chordata; Crocodylia; Gavialidae
Gene: SAMD3
Product: sterile alpha motif domain containing 3
Exons: 11
Coding region: 153-1832 (559 amino acids)
Molecular function (GO): protein binding
Source: RefSeq, a predicted model, not a curated record